AUGUUAUUGCUUCCAGAUCAAAAAAAUCAAAAAAAAUAUUCAAAGUCGACGUUUGCAUGUGUAAAUUGCAAAAUUAAAAAAGUAAAAUGUUUUGGCGAACCUCAAUGCAUUCAAUGUAUGAAAAAAGGAAUAUCAUGUGUAUUCGUUAGACAACACAAACGAGGACCUAAGCCAAGUACUAAAAAACCUGUCUCCAUAUUCGCCUCAGAACUAAUUAAAGAUUUAAAUCCAACAAACCCGAUUUGUUCUUUGUUAAAUGAUUUGCAAAAACAAGAACAACUUCUCAUCCAGGAGUUAAAUGAUAUCCGGACAUUGGCGAAUGUAGUAAAAACCGAAGAUUUUGCCUCGUCCCUAACACAAGAUACUAAAGACGUUCUUAAUGAUUCCGUUAUUUAUAUUAAUUUUCCAGAGCAACUCAAUUCUCUAGAAUAUGGAAAUUCUCAUUCCGCAUUAUUACCAGAAACUAGUAUUCUUGACCAUAAUUCUUCCCAAACAAACAUAUCUGAUUCCUCGACAAAUUUUUACCCUUCGACAUCAUUUCAAGAAACUAAUAACGUAGACUCUAAUACUUAUCCUUCUUCAUUAUUGGAAGAAACUAAUAUUAUAGACCAUCAUCCUUCUCAAACAAAUUCAUCCAAUUCUUCGGCAAAUAUAUCUGAUUCUGGAGUUCCGUUUAAAAAAUUUAUAUGUGAAACGUCUGAGUCUAUGAGGGCAAAAAUCAAUUCAAAGGCAAAAAUUAGAAGAUCUCGAAGUUUGACACUUGACCUGGGGAAGAAAUCUCAAAGUUUAAAAUAUAUUCGUUCAAAUACAAUGUCUAAUAAUUCAUUAAAAAUGCAACAGACAGAACCUAAAGAACAUCCUUAUUUUUUUACACAAAUAUCUGACGAACCUAACGAAUUGUUUACAAAUAAUUUUAUGGAAUAUAUGAAUCAAUUUCCUUUUUGCUUAAAUAACACGCAAAUCGAGCAGCCAUUCCAAGCAAUUAAUACAAAUCAUAAUGAUUUAUGUAAUCCGUUAAAUAACAUAGACAUUAUUCACCUUUAUUCAUAG
This is a messenger RNA of Racocetra persica, 1050 nucleotides long. NCBI's taxonomy places the organism in Eukaryota, Fungi, Glomeromycota, Glomeromycetes, Diversisporales, Gigasporaceae. The record is from the annotation of a GenBank genome assembly.